AUGCCAAUCGAAUCGCGCUUCUCCAUCUCGGUUCCCAACUGCUCGAUACAACAAUGGAUCUUUGGUUCACCUUCAUGCUCGCUACCAGAUAAGAAGGCUUUCAUUGAUGCUGAUCAACCUCAGCAACGCUAUUUUACCUACGAUCAAGCUCGACUGCUCGCAAAACGUAUCGCUGUUGGUCUUAUCGACCAUGGCCUCAAACCGGGCGAUCGCGUUCUUCUCUUUUCAGGCAACAGUAUCUUCUUCCCAACCCUCGUGAUGGGCGUUUGGAUGGCCGGAGGCAUCUUCACCGGAGCGAACCCUGGAUAUGUCACUCGAGAAUUGGCCCACCAGCUUCAGGAUAGUGAAGCAGCGUUCAUGAUUGCUGCCGAGAGUGUUAUGGAUGUAGCAAUGGCUGCUGCCUCACAAGUUGGUAUGAAAGCAUCACAAGUCUUUUUGUUGGACUCGACAUGGCCAGACUCGACCAUUGAGACACAGCCAAGCAAAGGGAGUAGACAUUGGACAGAACUCAUUGCGGCCAGGUCGAAGGGCGAAGGCUUCAUCUGGGAUGAGCCAAAAGAUUCCAAGAAUUCUAUCUGCACCCUCAACUAUAGCUCAGGUACAACUGGAAUACCUAAAGGUGUCGAGAUUUCGCACUACAACCACGUUGCCAACAGCCGCGGCGUCACCCUUAUGAACAGACUCAAUCCUGACUUUGAGGCUCGACGUCAACGUGCUGCUGCGCUAUGCUUCCUGCCGAUGUAUCAUGCUUUUAGUCAAGGCUACUUCAUCACCAGUUUCCCUUACGAGCGCGUUCCUGUUUACAUCAUGCCCUCUUUUGACUUCCCCAAGAUGCUUGCUCAUAUUCAAAACAUUCGAAUCACAAAACUUCUAGCUGUUCCUCCUAUCCUUGUUCUUAUGUCGAAACACCCGCUUGCACGCCGUGCCGACCUCAGCAGCAUCGACAUGAUUGCAUCUGGCGCUGCUCCACUAGCGAAGGAUACACAACGUGAGAUCGCCGGAAUGAUACCAAUGGGUGAAUCGGUCGUACGGCAGGGUUGGGGGAUGACCGAAGCGACUUGUACCGCCCUGUCGUGGGACCCUAGCAAAGCUCCUAGCUCUGCAGCCGGCGAACUGACUCCGGACUCUCGAGCUAGGCUGGUCAAUAUCGAAACUGGAGAUGAAAUAACAUCCGCGAACACCCCUGGAGAGCUAUGGAUCACAGGCCCAACAGUAAUGCGUGGCUACUGGCGCAAUUCUAUCGCAACACGCGAAGCCUUUGUUACCGACUUACACGGCACCCAAUGGCUUCGAACUGGGGACGUCGCAUAUGUGGAAGAGUACAAAAAGGGAACACUAUUUCACAUCGUGGACCGUGUCAAGGAACUGAUCAAGGUCAAGGGCAUGCAAGUUGCUCCAGCCGAGCUUGAGUCACUCUUGCUUGAGCGAGAAGACAUCGCGGAUGCCGCUGUCAUAGGGGUCACUAUCGACGGCGAGGAAUUUCCACGUGCAUAUGUUGUCAAAUCGCCAAAUGGAAAGGACACAUCCAAAGAAGAUAUCACAGACUGGCUAGCGAGUCGUGUAGCCAAAUACAAGCAACUCAGGGGUGGCUUAGUCUUUGUUGAUGCCAUUCCCAAAGUUCCUUCAGGCAAGAUUUUACGGAAGACACUUCGUGAGCGAGCAAAGCGCGAAGUUAGCAACGGCCUUGAGGUGCGCGCCAAGCUGUAG
Messenger RNA from Fusarium sp. VM40, 1707 nucleotides. NCBI's taxonomy places the organism in Eukaryota, Fungi, Ascomycota, Sordariomycetes, Hypocreales, Nectriaceae. The record is from the annotation of a GenBank genome assembly.